UCAACCCUCUCUCCUUCAGCAUUAGUCGGUCUCAAGCUAGUGGUCUGACGCUGCUAGUGUAAGCUCAGGUGCAAGCUCGAAUACUGUAUCUUGCAAUUCUUGGAGGCUUCAGUAGUACAUUUGAAUGUGCUCCACCGCCUGUAGACGUUCCAGCUGAGUUUGACUGAAGCCUGAAUUUGAGUGAAGCCCUCCUGCUGUACUGUAGCUCCCACGAGAUCAACGCGUACUUCUCACCGCAUCAGCAUUCAACCUCCCACAUUUUCAACCUGUCGUUCGCACCGCAUCAGCUCCAGUUUCCCCACAAUCCGUCCGCCAUGCUUCCCGUCUUGGCGGCGGACACAAGUCCGUCUAUGUUCUAAGACCCCUCAAAACCAUUCACUACUUACCACCUCACCUCAUCAGCUCCUGAUUCCCAUCAACUUAUAUUUCCCGUCGGAUCCUCGCCUAGCCGCCAUGCUUCUCGUCUUCGUGGCGGACGCGAGUCCGUCCCUGUUCUAGGCCCAUGUUUUAAUUUUGAGGCGCCUCAAAACUAGACUUCUAUUUCGUGGCGGACACGACUCCGUCCCUGUUCGAGGCCCAUGUUUUAAGGCCCCCUAGGACCCCUGAAAACCAUUCACUACUUCCCACCUCAUCACCUUCUGAUUCCCGCCAGCCUCUAUUUCCCAUCAAGCUAUAAUUCCCGUUGUUAACAUCGUUCACGAGUCUACGAGUUCCCAACAGGUCAGCGUGUAGCACUCAGUCAGUCAUCCCCACCUGCCGCCAUCAUGCUGCUGGUGUUCGUGGUGGGCACGAGUCCGGCCGUGCUCUGAGGCGUCCCACAACGAGGUGACUUUUGAGUCGACUCAAAAUGCUCUGAGGCGUCCCAGAACCACGCGCGAGUCUACGCUUUCCCCUCGCACCGAUCAGCGUGUAGCUCGCACCGAUUCAACCAUAGCCAUCAUGCUGCUGGUGUUCGUGGUGGACACGAGUCCGUCCAUGGGCCAGCGCAUCGCCAACGGGCUCACGCUGCUCGAUUGCGCUAAGAGCGGCAUCGAGCACUUCCAUAAGGUUCGGCAACGAGACAUUUCUGCCAGAUCCGAUAGGUACAUGCUGGUGACAUGCGACGAAGGCGCAUCAGCUAUCAAGGUGGUCGACCGCUUCCCCUUCGCCAGUUUCCUGCGAGUUCUCAAGGCCGUCAAGGUGGGGGGUCUCUCGUCCAUCGGCCAAUCACUGCGUGCCACGUUUGACCUGCUGCACACUCAGCGCCUCGCUGCAGACGUGGACAGAUGGGGCAUGGGUCGCAAUCUCGCAUCUGUGGAUCCGACGGUCGUCAUGCUUCUCACGGAUGGCACACAUUUCACAUCGCGCUUUGGCAUGUCAACCAGCCUGGCCCUACCCGCCAUCAGCAAAAGCUCAUCGCCGGCAUCUGACUUGAGCUCGCAGCCGUUCCGAUGGGAGCAGCGCGUGCUGGCCACCAUCCUGCGCAUCCCGUGCGUCAAACCGGAGCACCUUGAGAGGAUCGGCCCUCUGCCUGCUGCUGGGCCCAUCUCGGAGUCGCCUGCUGCCGUUGCGGUUGACACGAGUAUCUCGGCGCUCUGUGAAUCCACCGGUGGCAAGUGCAGUGUGGUAACCAGCUGGAAGAUGCUCUUCCAGCACCUAGAUAUUGUCGCCUCUCGCCUCUCGCCAGCUGUCAUCGUCUCAUUCGACCACGUCCCCCUGCCGGGCGGCGCACCCAUGCCACCCCAAGUCCAUGCGGCAUGCCAGCGAAAACUACUGUUCAUUCGCAACCUGCCUUCCGCCGGACCUGCAGGCUCGGCGGCAGGCUUGGCAGGCUCGCUGUCAGCUGCAUUAGGCCCUCCCGGAGCAGCAGCUUCGGCAGGGCAGCUUGGCUCGGCAGCGCAGCAGCAGGGGCCCGACCCUCAAGUGGUUUGGCCCAUACCUGAGGCAUUCUGGCCGGAUUUCACCACUCCUUGUACCGCUGCUGUGGUAGUAGGGUCGGGGCAGGCACAGGGGGAGGGAGAGCGAGGGGAGAGAGGGGAGAAAGGGGAGAGGCCCUCCUCUCUUCCCCCUCGCGACCCGCACCCGGUGAUAACCUAUCGGGCGGUGGAUACUGACGCACGUUUGCCGCCCGGGAUAGUAGCAGACAAGUACGAGAUCGAAGGGUGCCCCAUCCUGGGGUUUCUCAGCAAGGCUGGGCCCAACGUGUGCUGGCAGGUGUUUGUGCGGGGGAGCAAGGGUCCGCGGCACGGCCUCGGGGAUCCCUUUGGCUAUCUGAGAGUGAACCGUCCAGGCAGCUCACUGACUCUACACGUCCUGCCGUACAACUACCCUGCGCUUUUCCCUCUUAUAGAGCAACUCCAACGAAUGCCGCCCCAUUCAAGAGCCUCUCCCCCGGUCGGCUGGCGGCACGAUUUCGAGCGUUACUGUGCCGGCGUCCCUCCGUACUAUGCCGCCCCGCUCCGAGCCGCGCUGCGCAGGCUCGGCGUGACAGCGGUAGGCUCGGCGGUACCGGACCUGAUGGAUGCCAGCCUGGCAGCAGGCCCAGUGGCCUCGCAGCUUCGGCGGUGGCGUGUGAAGGCGAAAGGGGAGAUAGAAGAUCGGCUGCAGGAGAUUGCAAAGACGGCCAAUCAGAUGGCUCAAUCUGCUGCUGCUCGCCCGCCUCCUCUGCCCACACUCUCCUUCAAGAUCCCUCUGCCCUCCGUGGCACCACUCCCGGCAUUCCUACCGCCACCUGACAAACCACAUCCACAACGGCAGCAACAGCAGCAGCAGCAACAGCAGCAGCAGCACCAGCAGAAGCAACUGCAUCAGCAGCAGCAGCAGAAGCCACUGCAAACGCAGCAGCAGCAGCAGCAACAGCAAUACCACGUAGUGCAGCUGCUUCCACCCCCGCCGCCACCUCGGUCCUUCCCUGUCUUCCCCAUCCCUCCACCCCCCGCCGCUCACUCCCACCCGCCCUUUGCCUCGACCAAUCCACACGCUCCAUCGGACCCUCCUUCCCUCCCUGUAUCUGUGGAGGUUGGGGAGGCUGGUGUUUCCGGUGGUGCUUACAGUGCUGCUUCUUAUGGUGCCGGUGCUUAUAGCACUGGUGCGUCUAACGGUGGUGCUUAUGGUGCUGGUGCUGGUCCUGCUAAGCCUGGUGCUGCUGCUGGUGGUGCUGCUGGGGGGUCAGGGGCGGGUUUGGGGGGUGUUGGUGCAGGGGGGGAAGGGAAAGGGCGCCAGGCAACCAUCUUCUCGAAUCCGUUUGAAGUUUCACGAGAGGAUUCGCUGAGGCAAGUGCUUCAGCUGCCGCUUCGCCUUGCCGCCAUUCUCAGCAGCAGCAGCAGCAGCAGCACAGUUGCUGGCAGCGCACUCGGAGCAUCUUCCGCACAGCGGUCCACACUAUCUCAGCAGCAAUGGUCGAAGAGAGCUGGCCAAGGGGCGAAGGGAGAAGCUUUCGCGCUAGACCCCAUUCAGGAGGAACGGGUGCUGCUGCAGGGAGGGGGGGGUCGACCAAAGGGGGAAGCUGCGCCUGCUUCUGCAGCAGCAGCAGCAGCUAGGGCGCCGUUGUUCCCUGGUGGUUAUGACGUGGACAGGUGGCGGGCUCUGAUUGGCGUUGUGGGGAAGUGGGCGCUGCUGGCCGAAGAGGAGGCGAAGCACACAGUCAGCAUUGAAAAGAUGGGUGAUUUCAAUGACGCACUCCAGAGGCAGCAACCGCCGCGCAGCCCCUACAUCGACGAUCAGGAUCGCAUCAAGGCAGCACGGACGGCCUUUGGCAAUCCGUACCGGCAGGACAAGCCGGACAUGCCCACAGCCAACGAGGCCUUCCUGCGCCUGGACGAGCAGAGUGCAGGCGCACCCAGUGCAGGCUCUUCUGGCGCUGCUAGCAGUGCUGCUGGUGGUGGUGGUGCCUCUGGCGGUGCUGCUGCUGGUGCGUCCGGCAGUCCUAACAGCCCUGCGGGUGGGGCGUUUGGGGCGGGGGGCGGCAGCAACGCUGCUGCUUCUCCCAGUGUGCUGGCUCUUGCCCGCGCCCAGAAGAGGCGGCGCCGGUCAGAGUCCCCCGCACCGCCGUCUCCAUCCCCCCCCAUGUCUCCUCACGCCUCUCCUCCUCCCUCUCCCUCUCCUCCCUCUCACACUCCCUCUCCCGCUCCUCCCUCUCACACUCCCCCAUCCUCGCCUUCACCCCGUGCAUUACCUGUCCAAGCCUCACCAUCAGCUCCUGCUGCGCGCCCAGCCGCUCAAAGCGGCAGUCUGGAGGGGCUAGUGCCUCCAGCUGCCGCUGCUGCUGCACCUGUUUCUGCUGCUGCUGCAAGCUCUGGUCCAACUGUUGCCCGACCACCAGGCAUUGGUGCCGCUGCCUCUGGUUCCCGUCCCGCUCCAGCAGCAGCAGCAGCAGCAGCAGCAGCAGCAGCAGGUGGAAGAACCUCCGUACCUGCACCAUCCACUCCCACGGCCACUGCAGCAGCAGUUACAGCAGGAGCCACAGCAGCAGUUGCAGAUACACCCGUCGAAGCAGCUACAGCUGCAGGCUGCGUUGAUGCAGCAGCAGGUGCUGCUGCUGCUUCUGCAGUAGCUCCUGCUGUUUCUGCAGUGGCGAAGCCACCAGAUCUCCCUCCUGCCACUCGCACCACCGUUGCUCCAGCCUCGGCAGAAGAAGUCAAGCGAAGCGAGCUUAGCCAUCCACUGUUCAUGCCGGAGAGCUGUUACCGGGCGGCACAAGCAAUGGAGAGGAGACAACAGAAGGCCAUGCAAUGGCCCAGAGGAGCAGCAGCAGGGGAGGAUCGAGGAACGGGGCUGGGGAGACGGGUAGGAGCAGCUGUAGAGGGUAGAGAAACUGGGGCAGCAGGGGAGACAAGAGAAAGGACUGUAGCAGGGGAGGGUAGAGGAGCAGGGGAAGGUAGAGGAAUAGGGGAGGGUAGAGAAGGAACGGAAGGUAGAGGAACAGGGACAAAGAAACGGAGGGUGAUAGGGGAGGGGGAGUCACGGGAGUGGACCGUAGAUUUGGGACUGGAGGAGAGGGUGGAGGAGCAGGAGGGGGUUGUGGCGUUGGCCAUGCGGAGGGGCAAUCCUCUCUGGCGCACUGUGCGCACGCCAGCUGGCAAUGAGAGGGACCAGGAGGAGGUGGUAGACUUCUUGCUGUCGAUUUACCGCGUGCUGCGGUCAGCGCGUCCUAACAACACAAAACAGCUCUUUGCCCUUCUCUCAGUUCCCGACUUCCCCGUGGACAAGCACCAUUUUGUACAACAGCUUGUGGAAAAGGCACGUAGAUUCAACAAGCCGUUCCUUGUGAGGGAGCUGUCAGAUUACCUUGCAGCUCCUUCAACAUGAGCAUAUUCUUUGAUCAGACAAUAUUGUAUUGUGUUUUGUUAUACAGUUCGUGCUCAUCACGAGCAUCAAUAUAUCGGCUUAUCUUCG
Closterium sp. NIES-67 is the source of this 5373-nucleotide messenger RNA. NCBI's taxonomy places the organism in Eukaryota, Viridiplantae, Streptophyta, Zygnematophyceae, Desmidiales, Closteriaceae. The record is from the annotation of a GenBank genome assembly.